UCUCAGUCUAACUUUGUUAGUGUUCACUUCGUUUAAAGUUCUUAACUUGCAAUCAUGACUGGUCGUGGUAAGGGAGGAAAAGGAUUGGGAAAAGGAGGAGCCAAGCGCCAUCGUAAAGUUCUUCGUGAUAACAUCCAAGGUAUUACUAAACCAGCUAUCCGUCGUCUGGCUCGUCGUGGUGGAGUCAAACGUAUCUCCGGUCUGAUCUACGAAGAAACCCGUGGAGUUCUUAAGGUCUUUCUUGAAAACGUUAUUCGUGACGCAGUUACUUACACCGAGCACGCCAAGCGUAAGACUGUCACCGCCAUGGACGUUGUCUACGCUCUGAAACGUCAAGGCCGUACUCUUUACGGUUUUGGAGGUUAAGUUCAUCAUUCGACUCAGCAAAUAUUAAACAAAACGGCCCUUUUCAGGGCCACCAAAUUUUUUAUACGUGAAAGACAAUUCAAGAUAAAAUUCUUAUAUUAACAAAUAUGCUACUCCUUCCUUGAAAUUCUAUUUUUACAAUUACAAAUUUUUACCAGCAUCAAAUAUAAUAAUAUAUAGUGAAUAUAAUUCUUAUCCACGUACUAAAAUUUGUAAUGUCUCCUGAACAGUUUAAUUUAUUAUUGUAAUAAAUAUUAAUAUCAAUCAUAUUUAAAUAAAUCGAAGAAUAUUUCGUUUCCAUAUGAGUUAGAGUAAAGGCCCGAAUUACUCACUAUAAUGAAGGUGGAUAACAUUUUAAUUUUUUUUUUCGCACAUAAAGUUAAAAUAAUUUUUUGUCUGUUGCGUCUAUUGAUGUUUGCGUUUAGAUAAUUUUUUAUUGUUAAUUUUUUCAAAUUUAAUGAUAAAUAUGAUGAUGUGAAGCCAAUCAUUCAGUUGCAUCUACUAUUAACAGCGCAAAUAACCUGCGGGCCCGAUUAGUGACAUGCUGUUGAUCCUAUGAUUGUCAAGUCUGGCGCGCACGCGCAUUAAUUUAUUGAAUAAAAAUCAAUCAAAUAUG
This is a messenger RNA of Microplitis demolitor, 982 nucleotides long. Its product is annotated as histone H4. Gene Ontology annotation, cellular component: nucleosome. Gene Ontology annotation, biological process: nucleosome assembly. The transcript has a single exon. NCBI's taxonomy places the organism in Eukaryota, Metazoa, Arthropoda, Insecta, Hymenoptera, Braconidae. The record is from RefSeq and is a predicted model, not a curated record. Gene Ontology annotation, molecular function: protein heterodimerization activity; structural constituent of chromatin; DNA binding. The coding region runs from base 55 to 366 and encodes 103 amino acids.